CUUUUCGGUUUGAAGGCUGAUGGCUAUGAUCAAUUACCAUGUAUUGAGAUUGGAAGUUCAUCAGCUCCAGAAGAGAUCAGGAACAGUGUGAUUGAGGAAUUUUUAAGAAUGCAUAAGGCAUCCCACCAUCACUAGCGCGUUUCCGCGAUUAUAUAUAACGUGACGUCCAUCUUUGAUGUUACUGUAAAGGUUUAUCCCCAGUAUGAAGUCUCCGGAAGUCAUGGAAAGGACCCAUUGAGUGAUCAAAAUGGGUGACACAAUUAUUUCUGUAACUGAAGCAAAACGAGAAGAUAUUAACCAAGGUGUUGCCCAGAGCACUGUCCAAGCACAUGCAUCUUUACAAUGCAAUCGCAAAAACGUACUUAUGAUGAUGCUGAUUUGUAUGAAGAUGCAAUGUCUCAACGGGUGUGCUUAGUUGACUGGGUAAUAACGAAAGUUCAAAAUGGUAUUGGAGAUGGGAAUGAUAAUAUCAGACCUAUCGAGAAAUUAUAUGGGCAAAUCAAAUGGGUUAGUGGGUUUUUAAUCAGCAAAAAUCAUCAUUAG
Molecule: messenger RNA, 543 nt
Organism: Rhizophagus irregularis DAOM 181602=DAOM 197198
Lineage: Eukaryota; Fungi; Glomeromycota; Glomeromycetes; Glomerales; Glomeraceae
Source: RefSeq, a predicted model, not a curated record